CUUGUUUAUUGUCAGCGCUGUUAGAAAGCAGCUGCUCAAACGCGCCUGCAAGAUUCCUACAUCUUCGAUUUAUUCGACAAAAAGUAAUGCCACAAGUUGUAGAAGUGUUUCAUUUUCUAAGGAAGAAGCAGACCCUGAGAAAAAUAGGAGGGAGAGAUCGAGAGGAGGAGUCAGUUCCCUCAUUACGUCAUUUAUUGUGUGUUAGGAACAGAUUUAUUGCCCACUGGAGACUGACUCACUGUUAGGUUGUAUAUAUAUGAGAGUGUGUGUUGGGUUCGGCCUGUUGGAGAAAGAGAGCCCGCUGAAAGAAAGAAGAGAAUUUAUUCCAGGCCAUCUUCAGCUACUCAACAAUCAUGUCUCAACCUAAUCAGGAAGAUGAGCAAAUGCAGCGUCCUGAAGUGAGAGAAGAAGACCUGACUGAAGCAAAGAACAAGCUGGGUGCUGCCGGGCCUCCCAAGAGCAAGACAAUGGAAGUAAUGGAGGAGUGCGAGAAAAUGGGUAAAGUUGCGCCCUCUGUGUUCAGCAGAGCGAGGUCAGGAGCAGAGACUGCUUUCAACACUCGCUCAGGCCAGCCAAUCAGGAAAUAGGAGAAAACCUGACCGUGGCUGAAUCACACCUGCUCCAUGUUCAUGUGUUUGGAGCAGCUGUUUUCUUGUCUUACUUCAACCCAAGGAAAAUCUUGUUUAAAGCCAUUUUUUUCUGUAUUUUGUUAUGACAAAAUUUUACACUAGAUUUAUAUUGAUAGUUCCUUGAAUUUUAAGAAAGAUGCCUAACUGAUGAACUCAGUUUCAGUGUUUAAAACAGAUAUCUGUUGAUCUGUCUGAUACGACUUUUUGUUACACCGGAAGUUUCAGAGUGGGAGUAUAAAGUAGUGAAUGCAGUACACUUCAGAAAAAGCUUAAUGAUAAUAAUAAUGAUCAUAAUAAUAAUAAUAAUAAUAAUAAUGAACAGAAAGACAGAUUUAUUCAGCAAUGAUGAAAUUACUUUGCAAUAAAAUCUCUUGAAAUGA
This is a messenger RNA of Pelmatolapia mariae (spotted tilapia), 1009 nucleotides long. It is a transcript of the gene mustn1a, whose product is annotated as musculoskeletal, embryonic nuclear protein 1a. Gene Ontology annotation, biological process: chondrocyte differentiation; tissue regeneration; chondrocyte proliferation. The record is from RefSeq and is a predicted model, not a curated record. Lineage: Eukaryota; Metazoa; Chordata; Actinopteri; Cichliformes; Cichlidae. Bases 354 to 587 code for a protein of 77 amino acids. The transcript has 3 exons. Gene Ontology annotation, cellular component: nucleus.